UUGUUUUAUAUUUGUUCUCUUGCCCCAAGAGCUUGCACUUCUUUUACAGCCCAGCUCAGCUGAACCUAUAGAUGUUGUAAUUGCUGCUGUGCCGCUGCUGUGUGUCAUUGUGCGGAGAGGCUCCCUGGUGACACUUCCUAUGUAAUGAAUAACACCCGCAGAGUCCAUGGGCGUGUCGCCGUCUCUCUCUCUUUUUAUAUAUGAAGCUAUUUCUGCUUCUUGUCUGUGGUUAUCUCACGAGCUAGGAAUUCUCUAUCAGGCGUGCUGCAGAGCGUCUCCUCCUGCGCAGCCUGCAGAUGAUAAUAAUGAGGCUGCCAGCUUUAUACAUUACUUGCCUGAAAUAUUCUUCAUUCCUUGCUGCAAAUUCCUAAUCCCAUACCUGGAGGCCAGAGAAAUCCCUGCAAUUGGAGCGGCAUCGCAGCAGCGCUUUUGGGUUUUGGGCGGGGUUCCUCUCCGGGAUGCUGUGGAGUAUCGCUUCCACCCUGCGCCUUUCUCGCAGCUCUCAAUGCCAGUAUGAUCGCACUCACCAGCUAGAUGUGCCAGAUUGGAGUAUUGGCUGCCAUAGAGGAGGGCCAAGGGCAGCGCACGGAGACACGGGGAUGCAGAGCUGUCUGGAGUCACAGGGCUUUGUGUAAUUCGGAGGAGAAGACCUUGUCCCUGGCCCCAUCUAUACACAGAAGGUCACCAAUUUCCACAGCCUAUCUAACUCUUUGGAGGCUCCAUUGUGCUGGACUCAUGAGGCAUGUCCAGAUGGACCCAUCACCCAAGGAGGAGGCCGGUGGAGAGGACAGCCGAACUACAUCAGGUGACUUAACCUCUCCGGGCCAGACUGGGGUUCUUAAUUCUGGUCAGGACUGCAGGGUGCUGGUGGGGUACCCCGAGAAUGAGCACAAACUCCAAAAAGUCUAUCACGUCUCCAUAACAUCGGAUAGCCCUGGUCCUAAAGCCAUUUGCCGACAAGCCUUGAAGAGGGGACCACCAGAACAGCUUCCUGAGCCACCAAGGAGUCCAAGGAGGGCUUUUUGGGGAAACCCUAAGAGCGAGGUUCCACCUGGGAAUUACCAGUCAGAUGGGGACUAUCAGAGCUGCUCUCUACCGGACGAUGAUGAGGAUCCAGACACUUUUGAGGACGGAUUGCUUACAGAAGAAAUCCCAAUGUGCAGUUCUGCUCAGCAUUUCUCCCAUAGUGGAUUGAGAGUCAUCGAACACAGAGCUGAGGGCUUCCCUUCCAAGGAACCUCAAGGCAGGCGACUAACCAUACAGCCUCUCCCUAAAAUAGCUUGCAGAAAGACUGUAUCCCCCCCUCCUCCACCCUGCACCACUUUGCACAAAAGGAGCCCAAAAGAGACACAGCUGGGGGACUCCUAUGGGUUGUCCACUGCCUCUGAAACCAAUGGGUCAAACGUCUCAGUUGACCCUAGGACUUCUGAGGAGUCCACCAGCAACCAGCACAUACUUGAUAAUGUUUUGCACAACAAUGCACAUCCAGAGACGUUGACAGACAUCUUGGAGGCAGGUAGCCUGGGUGGCAGUCACAGCAGUGCCAAUGGCAACCCCAUGGUGGGUCUGUCAUCUGAGGACACGUCAAAGGAAGCCUGUCUCCCUAGUAUGCAAGAUCAAAAGCCACAGACUGCAAAUGGAGAAGACACCAGCUCAUUGGAGAGGACUCCUCCUGGGCUGGCCCGUCUCUGCUCCCCAGGAAGUAGUAACACGGCAGUCAAGAGGAAGCUCCUUCCCGCCACCGACAUGGAAGAUUCUUGUUCCGAAGAUGAAGGACAUGGCAAAAGAUGGAGAGGGGGCGAGAGCUGCCAGACACUCCACGGGUCCUGCAGAAGCACAGACUCCAAGGCUGCACCAUUUUGGAACCAUCUCUUGCCAACAGCCAGGAACUCUCAGAAGAGCCAAACGGACUGCACGAGUCGGAGGACCAAGCGAGCGCUGCGUCUUAAAUCUCGUACUUUACGCAGUCUAAGGAAAGGACAAGCGGGAAGGAGCUGCACUGGAAACUGGGCAAAAUCUUGUAUCAGUCGAUCGCUUCUUGGAAACUUUGAGGAGUCCAUUCUUAGGGGAAGAUUUCCUCCGUGCGGUCAGAUUGAAGGUUUCACGGCGGAAAUUGGCGCCAGCGGUUCAUACUGUCCUCAGCACGUCACCCUUCCGGUUGAGGUCACUUACUUCCAUAUCUCUGAGCACAGCGCCCCCUCGCCUUUCCUGGGAGUGAUCGAUCUUGAUGCUGUCGGCAAAAAGGGAUACAACGUCCCCAGUACAGGAACCAUACAAGUGACCUUAUUUAACCCCAAUAAGACCGUGGUGAAAAUGUUCCUCGUCACCUACGACUUCAAGGACAUGCCCGUCAACCAUAUGACUUUCCUGCGUCACCGCAUCUUCCUGGUGCCCGUGCAAGAGAAUGAUGGUGAGGAUGAAGGGCUGCCCAGUGCCUCCGGAGGAGCUGCUGCUAAGGAGAAAGCCAAGAAGAUCCUGUGCUACCUCAUGCAUCUGAGGUUUCAGCGCUCAAAGUCUGGAAAGAUAUACCUCAACGAAGACAUCCGCUUACUGUUCUCCCGGAAAUCUAUCGAGAUGGACACUGGUAUCCCCUACGAAUUAAAAUCCUUCACCGAAGCCCCCAAAAACCCCAAAUACUCCCCAAGGGUAUAAGGACUGAGCCCUGGGAAGAGGCGCCAGGUCCUGACACCCUCCUGAGGAAUACGCACACCUUUUAUUUAUUAACUGCACUCCCCAAUAAACCCAUCCUCAGUCGCCCCCCCAUAGGAUGUCAGAUCAGCGUCCACCCCGACGGUCAUCCGGACUCCGCCGACAAAUCUUUCAGCUGGAAUUCUGUUUCAAGCCUUUUUUGUUUUAUUUUUUUUUGUCUUUUUUAAUUAUUAUUCUAUUUUCAGUAUAGUUUUAUUUAAGUAAAAUUUUAUUUGUAUUUUAUUUUUUUUAAUUCUAGGAAGGUGCUCGCAACUUUCACGCUGCGGGUCACCGCCAAGUGUGAAUUCAGUAGUCACUCCUGUGUCUGCAGAGUUGAUGGUAGCGUAGAACUGGUGAGGCGCGGAAAGGGCUGAGGUCACAUGACUUACGAAGCACCAAACCGCCCCAGUGUCGAACCCUAAUGAAACACUGACCUGAUCAAUAUAUAGUGUAGCUGUCCCCCGUUUCCUUACUUAGCUGCCAUCUUGAAUACAAUUUGGGGAAGGGAUAAAUAUCUAAUUAUUUAAAUUUUUUUUAUUUUCUAUAUAUUCAGAUUUUCUUCCAGUUUCUGCCCAUCUUUGUUAAUGUCAUAGAUAAAGUAGUGGAAAUUUUAAUUUAGAUUUGUUUUUACGUUCCCAGACUAUCAGGCCAAAAAUGGAGUCGUCGUCUAGAUUAUCAUGCAGUGCUAUAGGAAAGCUUUGACUAUGGAAUGACAGGUUUUUGCAGUUAAAGGGAAUUAGCCGGCACUUGUAUCAUGUUCUUUUAGGGGGUCCAAAGGAAAAAGAGCGCCACCCCCUGGUUGUUUAUGGCAGUGUUCUUCAAACUGUGGACCUUCAGAUGUUGCAAAACUACAACUCCCAGCAUGCCCGGACAGCCAGCGGCUGGGAAUUGUAGUUUUGCAGCAUCUCAGUGUUCUCUGUUAAGUUGCGUUUAAAUUUCUAUUUAAUUUUCUUCCUUGAUUUGAUGUUUCAUAUGUAUAAUGUUUCACGAUUGACAUGUGAUGUCACGGUCAUCAGGUGAUGCCACAGGAAGAGACCUGAUAUGGCACGAAGCCGAUCCAUUACUACAACAUGUUAACAGAAGGUUGGCUGGGGCAUGUGAAGGAACACAAUGUUACCCCUCUGGGUCAGUUCUGCCGCCCAGCCAUCAGCAUAGCCAUUUGAGGUCUUUUGGCACUUCCUAGCAGGAAGUUUCUUAUAUCUAUGCAUUCUGCGGGGGCAAAGGUCACUUCCUGUAGGCUCCCGAUGCCAUGAUGUCAAGUGCACUAUUUAUUCAUAUUUGCCAACAUUUUCAUGGGGCCAUCCCAUGGGGACGAAAUGCAAAAGGGGCAGGGUUUAUGCCAAUUUGCAUUUACAUUUUGGGGGGCAUUACUAGUGGGACUUUUAAACUGCCCUGUGAUAUAAGGGUUAAAAUGUUAGUAUAUUUGAAUAUGUUGCCUGGAUAUACGGUAUGUAAAAAAGGCGGUGGUCCCAUAGGCCCAUGCACCAUCACCCGCUAAAAAAAGGAAAAAAAAGAUUGUAGGGAAUGGGGACAGCAGAAGGUCUGUAGGUGGGAUAUAUAUUUAUAUAAUAAUUAUUUUUCUUAUUUUAUUUUUUAUUUUGUUUUGCAAAUUGUCUUCCCGGGGACUUGUCCAGAAACUCUGGAAAAUUAUUUUUAAAGGGGGUUUCCAGUAUUAAAAAAAAACGUAGCUGCUUUCAUCCAAAACCAGCGCCACCCAUGUCAUCAGGUUGUGUGCGGUAUUAGGGUAUGUUCAUGAUGGAAUGAUUAUGGAAUUCCACACAAAGAUUCUGCAGCAGCAGAAUCCCAUUCAUAUCAAUGAGAUUCUUCUGCGCUGUGCACACUGCUGAAUUUCUGUAGCGGAUGUUUCUGCAGAAGAAAUCCCGCAGAUUCUGGAGUUCGCAGAAAGAAUAGACAUUUCCGUCUAUGAGAUGGCGCAUUUUCCGAAGGGGGGGAUAUCAACACGGAAUUGACCGUGUGAACAUAGCCUUACAGCUCUGUUCUAUUCACUUCAAUGGAACUGAGCUGCAAUACCACAUACAACCUGAGGACAGAGGUGGGGCUGUUUUCUGGAGGAAAGCAGCCAUGUUUUUCUAAUCCUGGUCGCAUAGGCAGCCAUCGUAUGUCACAUGUCCGUACCAAAUAACUAAAAGUGAAAUGAUCGCCGCUACAGUUGGUGUUGCCCAUAGCAACCAAUCAAUUACAUCUUUUAUUGGCAGUUGGAAAUAAGAGUGCGGGUUUUUCCCCAUAGCAACAGAUUUGAUGUCUACUCUUAUUUCCAACUGCCACUGGAAAAUAAAUAAUUGAUUGGUUGCUAUAGGCAACAUCUCCAGUCGUUGGUCGGCUUCUGACCAUCUGAAGGACCGCAGUUGACCUAGGUUACCCAAUGGCCCCCCUCCUGCUUAGGACAACCCACUUUAAAGGGGUACUCUGGCCCUGAGACAUCUUAUCCCCUAUCCAAAGGAUAGGGGAUAAGAUGUCU
Hyla sarda is the source of this 5167-nucleotide messenger RNA. RefSeq names its product atos homolog B (gene ATOSB). Lineage: Eukaryota; Metazoa; Chordata; Amphibia; Anura; Hylidae. The transcript has 9 exons. Bases 535 to 2652 code for a protein of 705 amino acids. The record is from RefSeq and is a predicted model, not a curated record.